CAUAUUUUGACGGAUUCCUCGGAAAUUGGGUGCGUGUGGCGACUGAUGGCAUCUCGAGAGCGAGGCGCGCAGGCACGUAAAUACAGCUGCGCCAUUGAUUCUUCACCAGUCGUCAGUUCACGUUCAGCAGCCACACAUAAUUCAACAUGCCACCUAAAAGCGACAAGAAGAAGAAAGCCACUGGCAAGGGGGCGCCCGACACUCCAAAUGCCGACACCAAAGAACAGCCUACUACAGAAGGAGGUGUCCGGAAAAGCAGAGGCGGCCAUAAUGAGAAGGGCAACACCGACAAGUCUAAAUAAGGGCCGUGGGCGGUGUCGGCCAGUCAGUUCGCCGACGCCGGGUGUUAGGACGGAGGACCGUGCUGGCUUUCAACACCUGCUGGAGUUGCUGCCGACAGUUGUGGCCUCAACACCUGCUGGAGUAGCGGCUAUUGGUCGUGACUUCAACACCUGUUGCAGUAACUGCUGAUCUUCGGAGCUUCAGCACCUGCUAGAGCAGCGGUUGACCGUGGUGGCUUCGACACUUACUGGAGUGAUGGCUGAAUAUGUCUUGCUUACACACCUGCUGGAGUGAUGGCUGAAUAUGUCUUGCUUACACACCUGCUGGAGUGAUGGCUGAAUAUGUCUUGCUUACACACCUGCUGGAGUGAUGGCUGAAUAUGUCUUGCUUACACACCUGCUGGAGUGAUGGCUGAAUAUGUCUUGCUUACACACCUGCUGGAGUGAUGGCUGAAUAUGUCUGGCUUACACACCUGCUGGAGUGAUGGCUGAAUAUGUCUGCUUAUACACCUGCUGGAGUGAUGGCUGAAUAUGUCUUGCUUACACACCUGCUGGAGUGAUGGCUGAAUAUGUCUUGCCUACACACCUGCUGGAGUGAUGGCUGAAUAUGUCUGGCUUACACACCUGCUGGAGUGAUGGCUGAAUAUGUCUGCUUACACACCUGCUGGAGUGACGGCGCUACUCUUUGUUUUAUAAUAAAUCAAUAAACUGUUAUAGUUGACCACGAGUUCACUUUAAGGAGUCAAAAGUACUGGCUACAAUUUCCACUGUAAGAGGUAAUAUUAUGACUUAAUAUAUUAGUCUUAGUGAUUCCCUCCUCCCUGAAGAUAGGUAGACUGCAUUGUUCUCACUAUUAAGUGACACUUAUGAAAACUUAGAUAUUAAGGUUCGAGCAUUUAAAUAAAAUGCAAAAUUAA
Messenger RNA from Procambarus clarkii (red swamp crayfish), 1198 nucleotides. RefSeq lists its product as uncharacterized. Lineage: Eukaryota; Metazoa; Arthropoda; Malacostraca; Decapoda; Cambaridae. The record is from RefSeq and is a predicted model, not a curated record.